Striga hermonthica is the source of this 924-nucleotide messenger RNA. The record is from the annotation of a GenBank genome assembly. NCBI's taxonomy places the organism in Eukaryota, Viridiplantae, Streptophyta, Magnoliopsida, Lamiales, Orobanchaceae.
AUGGUGAACCUCGUAGCAGCACAGCGCCCACUGCUCCACGGGCUGAUGAAAAUGGCGGGCGUCGUACCGCACUCCGUCCAAAUCGACGCCGGCACAGUCAUGAACAUAUGGGUCCCAUCGGAGACCCUAAAAAAAAAGCCAAUCAACAGGCCCACGAAGCCCGCCGUGGUCCUCGUCCACGGAUUCGCCGCCGAGGGCAUCGUGACGUGGCAGUUCCAGGUCGGAUCCCUCACCAAGAAGUACGCCGUGUACGUGCCGGACCUCUUCUUCUUCGGCGGUUCCGCCACGGACAGCCCCGACCGGUCGCCGGAGUUCCAGGCGAGGUGCCUGGCCAAGGCCCUGAGGAAAUUGGGCGUGGAGCGGUGCACGGUGGUGGGGUUCAGCUACGGCGGCAUGGUGGCGUUCAAGAUGGCCGAGAUGUGGCCGGAUCUGGUGGCGGCGGUGGUGGUCUCCGGUUCCAUCUUGGCCAUGACGGACUCGAUAAGCAGCGCCACGCUGGGGGAAUUGGGGUUCUCUUCCUCGUCGGAACUUCUGCUGCCGACGUCCGUCGAGGGCUGCAAGGCGCUGCUCAAAGUUGCCGUUCACCGGAAUCUCUGGUUUCCCGAUCGACUCCACAGAGACUUUCUUCAGGUGAUGUUUAACAACAGAAAGGAAAGGGGUGAGCUACUUGAAGGCCUAUUGGUCACCACCAAGGAAACUAACAUUCCUAACUUUACCCAGAGAAUACAUCUUCUAUGGGGCGAUAACGACCAAAUAUUCAAAUUGGAACUUGCUCAGAACAUGAAACAACAGCUAGGACAAAAGGCUACAUUACAGAGUAUAAAGAAAGCAGGCCACCUUGUUCACCUGGAAAGACCAUGUGUCUACAAUAGAUGUCUUAAGAAGUUUCUUGCUUCCUUGCAGGCUGCAGAUAUUGAAGUUUAA